AUGUCGUCGUACAAUAUGGGCGGCCGUCGUAUGCCGCCGAAUGAUCCUUUCCCUCCUGCACAUACAUCACAUCCCGGGCCAACCAACUCAACCCCCGCCUAUGGCCCGCGGCUUCCUCGGCCUCAACUGGCAAGGCCAUCCAACUAUACAACAAGAACGGAUCGGGCAGCGUCUCUAUCGGCUGCGGAAGACUCCCGGUCAAUCUCAGCCUUGCCACCAGUGCCCUAUCAGAUGUCGAAUCAUGCGAAUCGGCUAUCACUGUUACCACGUCCAAGUACUGGUGGCACAGGAUCAUCCCCAUCUCCUGCAUCGACUGUAUCGCCUCACACGCCGGCCUCAUCAAUUCCUUCAUCUCUAUCCGCCUCUGAUCUAACGACCCCUUCGCCAUUUACACCAAGCUAUCAAGCUCCACCCGCCAACCCACCCAAACGAGCACGCAAUGUUCUCCGCAGACGGGCACCAACAAUAGGAAGACAUGUGGAACAAAAUCAAUCUCAGAAGCUUAGUCUGGUUAUUCCAGCAACCGUCCAGCCUGUCGACUCGAGGGAGCCUAGACUACCCAAUCUUUCAGACACCUAUUCUGCGGAGCCUUCAUCAUCAUCUCAAAGUGUGUCAGAUAGGAUGGAGAACAGUGCAGUGGACACUCCAAAGAUCCAGGAGCCAGUAGAACUGGCCAGUCUCCGGACUACUGUUGAUACCCAGAACCUACCUCCGCCUCCUGUCCCUUACUAUCCCUCUGCGAGUACGCCAUCAACUCGCUACUCCGAGUCUCCGGGUAUGUGGAGCCGGGGCUCAACCCCAACCUCGUUAUCAUCUUACUCCCCAGGAAUUAUGCAUUCGUCCAAGAUUACACGCAUGAGACAGCGAAGUCCGUCUCAGACGCGACUGCCAGUGUUCUCGCCACCAUCUGUCCAGGCAAGUCCUCAAAGUGCCCAGGUUGAGCAAGCGGACUCCAAAUCUCAAAGGUCAGGACUUUCAAAGAGAUCACUUGCACUUGGAUCUGCUACGAUUACAAGUGGCAAAGGUCAAUCCAAUGCCAAAUCCACUCCAGGCAAACUUCAAGGCCCUCCGCACAGCCCGCCACCGAGGAAGUCAUCCGUCAACUUUAGUCCACCUAGAGAUGCCCCUUCCAAGAACCCUGACAUAGACAUCGACCAGGCCAGGAAGGAAGUCGAAGAGGCAGAGCGGGAGCUCUUCAAUUCGCAGAGACCAAGAGCUCCAUCCAUCUCCGAGACGAGCGUGCCCAAGGUCCCGAAAACACCACCGCGGCCAAGCCGAGAAGGCACACAUCGGUUGGAUUUGGAAACGUCCCCUGUGAUUCAAAGCAACCUGCCUUAUCUUAGGUCGACUGGUCACAAGCGACGCGAGUCGAUGGAGAGGAACCGGAUUGCCCAACCGCCGUCUGCUGUAGCCUCAACAGACUCAUUGCCAUCGAAAAAUCUGUCUCGAAUUCCCUCCCGAGAGGCUGGAUCUCCAGUGCUGGCUCGAAAGUCACCCAAAACCUUGACCAAAGAGCCACCAAAGGAGAAGGUUGACGCGAAGAAGCCCGCCGCGCAGAAGAAGUUUGGUCUUUUCUCAAAAAAGUCAAAGCCAGAUCUUGAUACUGCCUUUGAUGAUCAAGCUCGACCGACGAGAAAAGGACCAGCUGCAGGAACCGGCCAUGAAGGAUAUGGAAAGUAUUCGCAGCGUGGUAGGAAAUCAAGUGCCAGCAGUGCCAGUGGCGUUAGGACACGAUCAACUAGUACCACACGAAGCACACCCCAUUCGGUCGCAAGCAGCAAAGGCAGUAUGUCAUCUAGUCGCCCGGAUCUCGACCUAGACGAUUUUCUCGCAGCUCGACUCGAGCCUGUUUUCAUCAGCGGUGGAGGCAUGGACGGUGCGACUCUUUCGCGAACUGUGAGUGAACAGAGCAUCAGUAGCAUGAGUGUGACGUCUUCCACUCUGCCUCGCCCAACACCACUCACCUCUUCUACCGUCCAAUCGACCGAGUCAUUGGCAACUUCUACCGGUACUUUUGGUGAUGCAGGCCCUCGCAGCGAGUCGACUACUAGCCUGGAGCCAAUGAGGAGCAGAAGCCCAGAGAAGAACCAGACACCUGCCAGUCGUCAACAACCAAAGUCUCGCAUGCCAGUCCCCAAGGGUAAGAGAACUGGAUUAUAUGCCAAUACAGACGCUACCAGGACCAGCACGUCGCUAUCUAGCAAUACUUCGAGUACGGUUGUCCCGCAGAGAUCGAAAGCCACACCGGCUGCGACUACCAAACAGAAGGAACCCGCAAAGCUUGAACCGCCACAACCGAAGAAAGGGAAAACGUCUCGAUGGAACUUAUUUCAAAGAAGCCGUUCCAAUGAGCCGAGCACCACUGGAGAAUCUGCCCUGGCCCCUCCCUCUCAUACGGCUCAACUUCAUGCUGCAAUUUCUCCGGUACUUAACAGUCGUCCUAUUGCCCACUACGCCCUGGUGGAUGCGGAUUCAGACGAGCUCGACGACAUCCUCAACCAUGUAGAGGACUCGCCACCGACUGAAGAAGAGCCGUAUAUUGUGCCGGUUGAGGUGCCCGCGAGCUUGAACAUCAAGAAGCGACAUCCCUCUAUUUUACUGCCAUCGCCCCCUAGGAUGCACGGCGAGUUUGACAGAGAUAAUCGACCAUCGCCAAGAACUGCUAUGUUCAAUCAGAACAUGAUGGACCCGGAACCUCAGAGCAGCCCACAAGAUCGUCGGCCCAGACGGCUGGCUUCUAUAGGUCGAAUUCCGCAAGUGGUGUCGAGACGCGAUAGGCAGCAUAAACCGGCUAUGCAUUCCUUCUCUCGACCAUUCAGCACCUCUGAAUCGCCGUCGGUGAUGGCGCCGACACCGGAGGGCACAAGCGAAUACCCUGGACUUGGUGGGAUUUCUUUGGCCGACAUUCCAAGCAGCAAGCCUGGAGAUUGGGGCUAUGGUUUCAACCCUGCCUUCAGUGCCCCAGAGGCAGCGAGCGCUUUGGAAUUCCUUGCUGGUCCUUACUCAGCCCACGAACUCAUUCACUUCUCUCCCCACAAGGGCUCUCCUUCGUCUGGCAGCUCCGGCGCUUUGGCAGCUGUCACAGCUGUAGUACCCAAGCCUGGCACUGCACCGACCGAGGAUGAAGUAUGGAACGAGUAUGAUGAUCUCAUCGAUGUCCUCUCACCAGAGGAGCCAAAGUCUGAGGAAACUGUCAAGACCGAAGAAGACGACAGAUUUGAGAUGGCAACAAUGGCCAGCAAGGCGUUGCAGGACGAGCUGAACAAUGACAAUUCCCUUCAGCCGCCACCAUUCUCGCCGGCUGGGGGUUCUAAUCGUGAUAGCGGUGAUUCAGUCCAUCUGCGGCGAUCAAGAAUUGUUUCGGCUCUGCAUUCCUCCAUUGCACCAUCCACACAGGCAUCUUAUAGCAACCUGAUUGCGAGCUAUGGCGACCCCGAGGUCAUGUACAGCCCUGCAAACCCGACACAGCCUUCUUUGGAUCCCGUUCACGAGCAACAGUCAACCUUCCUCCAGUCUCUUGCUGCUACGCCUGCGCCAAAACCCAAACCUUAUGAGUUCAAGGACUUCCCUGGAUGUUCAGAGCGUGAGUGGGAUGCCGUCACUCGCACCAAUAUGCGAUCUGCAUCUCUCAUGACAAGUCGGUGGCUAUCAUUUGGGCGAGUUCUUUUCAGUCCAGCGCACAAUCACGUCAAAUCUGGUACUCAUGGGCGGAUUCUCGUGAUUGAUGGACUGGGCAAUGACGACUGGUCGUUCUACUGCUCUUUAACAUACCCAGAUGCCGAGGUGUACAGCUUGAGUGGCCGACCAGUCUCGACAGCAAUUCCCCAUCCUGCAGCCUGGCAGCCUCCCACAAACCACCACACCGUGUACCACGCUGGACUUCAGAAUCCUCUACCAUUCCCCAAAGAUUAUUUCGCCGUUGCUGUUCUGCGUUUCCCUGCCGCAAGCUCCGAAGCUAUCCAGAACAACAUCCUCCAGGAGUGCCGCCGUGUUCUCCGCUCCGGCGGAUACCUCGAAAUGAGUCUUCUGGACCGGGAUAUGGUCAACAUGGGCGUUCGCACUCGAAAAGCAGUCCGCCGACUAAAAGAAAUGACAUGUCUCGCCAACUCGAGUAUCAGUCUCGCACCAACAAGCGACAGCAUCCAGCGUCUGAUCGGCACUCAGGGCUUCGAUAAUCUCCGUCGGUGCAUGGUUCGCAUCCCCGUCGCAGGGAUGGUCGUCCGAUCCUCCGGUUCCACGACAUCCUCAUCGAACAAAUCUCUUUCCGCAUCGGCCACGACUCAAUCAACUGGAUUCUCGCUCCCUGCGGUCUCCGUCUCCACCGCAGCGACCGGUAGCCAGAGUACACAGACAGCAUCUAAAUCGUCAGUAUCAGACGACAACAUUUCCCUAGGAGACCUCCUCUCCGAUCCCUCCCCCUCAGCCGCCAAUGACGAGUCCAUCGCCAAGAUCGUGGCUCGCGUUGGUCGCUGGUGGUAUACCAAAUGUUACGAAGAGCCCGCUCUCCACGACACCGGUGAUAUCGACCUCAGCAUGUGGAAUGAUCGCAAAGUUCUGCGCGAGUGCCAGAAGCGAGGAACUGGAUUCCGCAUGCUUAUCGCCUAUGCGCAGAAACCGAGUGAGAAGCGACGCACGGCGAGUGUCUAA
Penicillium subrubescens is the source of this 4647-nucleotide messenger RNA. RefSeq lists its product as uncharacterized. The coding region runs from base 1 to 4647 and encodes 1548 amino acids. The transcript has a single exon. NCBI's taxonomy places the organism in Eukaryota, Fungi, Ascomycota, Eurotiomycetes, Eurotiales, Aspergillaceae. The record is from RefSeq and is a predicted model, not a curated record.